CAGAAAGAUAUCGACGUCGGCAUUUUCUAUAACAGAAGCUGUGAAAAACCACAGCCCUUCGAACGUACUUUCGGGUAGGUCGAUAGAUUUCCGCUCCGAACACUGCCCAUAAUAAGCGCUUUCCUCGAACCUUCCUGCCUUGCUAUACCUCGUAUUUAUGUUGAAUCAUUGAUACAUGUCUCGAUGUCCUUUCGCUAGGUGGUUGCUUGGUGGAGUGCACGCAGUCUCCUGAUUCAGCUCGAGAGAAACUCGCAAUCUGCGUUGAAGAUCUGAUUUCGCGUGCGUUUUAUCGAUGCCGGUCCACUGACCAUAUUUCUCCUGACUGCAGUUGCCUUGUCUCCUAUCUCCACGCUUUAUCCUCGACUACGGAAACCUACAUCAUGGGUUGCAUGAGCUCCAAGCAGGCCGAAGCAGCGGAUAAAGAAGCUGUUCAGCGGACAGCUCGGAUAGACAAAACGCUGAAGAAUGACAAGAAAUUGAUGGACAGGACAAUCAAGAUUCUUCUACUGGGUGCUGGGGAGUCAGGUAAAUCAACAAUUAUCAAACAAAUGCGCAUUAUCCAUUCAGGAGGGUUUCCUGAGGAUGAGCGACGACAGACACGUGCGGUUAUAUACUCUAAUCUAGUCAUCGCAUUUAAGGUUUUGCUGGAUAUUAUGCGCACAGAGCAGAUUGAUUUCGAACUCGAGAAUACAAAGCAAUUGGCGGAUUUCAUAGACAAUCUAGAGCCCGAUGUAGGAUCGGACGAAGCAUUUUCAGAUUACAAGGUCCGCGAUGCCAUGAGGGAGAUGUGGGUUGACGCAGGGGUGCAAAAAGCCGUGUCUCGAGGUCACGAGUUUGCUCUACAUGACAAUUUGCAAUACUUUUUCGGGUCGCUUGACCGGUUAUUCAAGCCCGGUUGGCUACCAGACAACCAGGACAUGCUGCAGGCCCGUUUAAGGACAACUGGUAUCACCGAGACUCUCUUCGAGCUGGGGCAAAUGAAUUUCAGAAUGAUGGACGUUGGUGGGCAACGCUCUGAGCGCAAAAAAUGGAUACACUGUUUUGAAGGUGUCCAGUGCCUUCUUUUCAUGGUCGCGCUAUCUGGCUACGACCAGUGCUUAGUAGAGGAUCAAAAUGCCAACCAAAUGCACGAAGCAAUGAUGCUCUUCGAAUCUUUGGUGAACGGAGAAUGGUUCAAGCGCAAGCCCAUCAUUCUAUUCCUGAACAAAAUCGACCUUUUCAGGGCGAAACUCGAAUUCUCACCGGUAUCAAAGCACUUUCCAGAUUAUAAUGGUUCGAACUCGGAUUUCGACGCCGCAGCGCGGUACUUCGCCGAUAGAUUCCGCGGUAUCAACCGAAUACCGGACCGUGAGAUCUACAUCCACUACACCAAUGCUACAGACACAACGCUUUUGAAAGCGACUAUGGAAUCUGUACAGGACAUGAUCAUCCAGAAGAAUCUCCACACGCUCAUCUUAUGAGUAUCCUCUGACCGAGACGAUCGUUAUUGACGAGGCUUACCGCCAACCUGAGACGCUGGAUUCUCACUGCUUUUCAUGGCUUCUUUCCCAUUGCAUAUGAGAGCGUUCACAUUCCUGGAUUUUUCACUCCUUACAUAUCCUUAUUCUGUAUAUCUUGCCCUGUAUAUCUUAUACCUGCCCAUCUCUCCUUCCGCUCAUUGAAGCGAUCAAUCGAAGGAUAGUGGACUCUUCGCUACGUUGCCAUGCUACAUUGCAUGAAAGCUCAUACAGCCUGAUUCCCAUAUCUGCUCAUUUCAGCGAUGGUACUUAUGUCUAUAUACUGCUGGGUGAUACCCAUUCUUUCUAUUUUAACGUUCUUUUGAUUCCUCUUUGGUGUUUGGAAUACCUAAUGAUUGUUACUUAUCACUUGUACCUGUUCAUACUUCCUGUAUACUUCUUGUCUUCGUAUCUCUUCAGCUAUAGAUUACUACUGAGUCUAGUAUUGGGAAUGAUAGAGG
Molecule: messenger RNA, 1957 nt
Organism: Aspergillus novofumigatus IBT 16806
Lineage: Eukaryota; Fungi; Ascomycota; Eurotiomycetes; Eurotiales; Aspergillaceae
Product: guanine nucleotide-binding protein subunit alpha
Exons: 6
Coding region: 381-1460 (359 amino acids)
Biological process (GO): G protein-coupled receptor signaling pathway
Cellular component (GO): heterotrimeric G-protein complex
Molecular function (GO): G-protein beta/gamma-subunit complex binding; G protein-coupled receptor binding; GTPase activity
Source: RefSeq, a predicted model, not a curated record